Messenger RNA from Candoia aspera, 652 nucleotides. It is a transcript of the gene OPA3, whose product is annotated as outer mitochondrial membrane lipid metabolism regulator OPA3. The transcript is spliced from 2 exons. The record is from RefSeq and is a predicted model, not a curated record. Gene Ontology annotation, cellular component: mitochondrion. Bases 60 to 530 code for a protein of 156 amino acids. Lineage: Eukaryota; Metazoa; Chordata; Lepidosauria; Squamata; Candoiidae. Gene Ontology annotation, biological process: regulation of lipid metabolic process.
GCGUCACUGCGCUCGGCGUCGGCGGGCCGCUCCGCGCGGGGGCUGCUGGGAGCGCGAGGAUGGUGGCCGGCGCCUUCCCGAUCGCCAAGUUGCUCUACCUGGGCGUCCGGCAGAUCUCGAAGCCCUUGGCGGCGCGCAUCAAGGACGGGGCGCGCGCCAGCCCCUUCUUCCGCCAGUACAUCUGCGGCCCCCCCGCGCAGAUUUAUCACUGGGUCGAGAUGCGGGCAAAGAUGCGGAUCAUGGGGUUUCGGGGUGCUGCCAUCAAGCCGCUGAAUGAGGAGGCGGCCGCAGAACUGGGUGCCGAACUGCUGGGUGAAGCCAUUGUCUUUGGGGUGGGAGGGUUGUGCAUCUACUUGGAAUACUCACGCCAGAGCACCAACUCCAAGAAGAAGGAAGAUGAGCUGAGCAGCACCCUCCAGGGCCUGCAGGAGCAGGUGAUGGAGCUCAAUUUGACAGUGGAGACCUUGGAUGCCCAGCUGCGGGAGAUGAACCGGGUGCUGGUGGAGAUCUCCAGCUCCCCCGAGAAGUAGCAGCCUGCCGCCUCUUGGAGCAGCGCGGGUGGUGCGCUUCCUGGGGUGGGUUUCCCGGGCUGGGUCCAGACCAGCAGGGAGAGCUGUGGGUGCUCCUUCACACAUAGAACGGUCAGGAUUCA